GCUCAGGGAGCGGGCAGUGCGGCGAUCGGCGGUGUGCUGUGUCCCUUGGACACAGCGGAUCACCGAUCACGGAAAGAGCUGAAGAUGUCGGCUCGGUCAUGUGAUCCAAUCACAGCUGAUCACAUGGGACAUGUACACUAAUCAUCAGAGCACUGAUGAUCAGUGUGCCCUGAUGAUCAGUGUAGCCCCAGCAGUGCCACCUGUCAGUGUCCAUCAGUGCCUUGUGUCAGUGCUCAUCAGUGCCUUGUGCCAGUACCCAUCAGUACCACAUCAAUGCCACAUAUCAGUGCCCAUCUGAGCUGCCUUUCAGUGCCACCCAUCAGUGCCAGUCAGUGCCACCUAUCAAUG
Molecule: messenger RNA, 348 nt
Organism: Staurois parvus
Lineage: Eukaryota; Metazoa; Chordata; Amphibia; Anura; Ranidae
Source: the annotation of a GenBank genome assembly